Messenger RNA from Trifolium pratense (red clover), 475 nucleotides. RefSeq lists its product as uncharacterized. The transcript has 3 exons. Bases 8 to 475 code for a protein of 155 amino acids. Lineage: Eukaryota; Viridiplantae; Streptophyta; Magnoliopsida; Fabales; Fabaceae. The record is from RefSeq and is a predicted model, not a curated record.
CCUAACAAUGUCAUUCAAAAGAAGAACUAUCAAGUUUAAUGAAAAAGGAGGAUUUGUGACUGCAAAUAUUGUUGGCCAGCCAUUUGGAGAACUUGAACCAACAUUCAUCAACCAAAUUGCUCAUGAACUAGAUGAAGAAAUCAUUCUGAUUAAUCGAUAUCUAUCAGCCCGAUUACCUGUGAAAUUCAAUUGCUCUUUAACUAAACCUUUGAUUACUGAGGGAUGGGAAGAAAUGAGAAAAGUUUUUCGAAUUGAGGGAAAUCAAUUGCUUACAAUGACUUAUGCAGGGUUUAAACGUUUCAUUGUUGAUGUUCACCCAGGAGAACUCAAUCCAAACGAAUUGCCAUCAUUCCACUCUUUCAAAUUUGAAGAAAAUGAACCACUUUCUUUUAGUGUCAGACUCACAUAUUAUGAAGCAACAAAAUCUCAGUUGACUUUAAAUAAGGAAUUUGCAGAAUAUGUUCGAACAACAUGA